CCCUGGCUUGUUUUCGAUGAACUCGGAUGAGAGUGAAAAGGAUCGCGUUCUCCGCCAACAAAUUGAGGAGGUCCUGAGCUACAUGGCUUUUGCUUUUAAUCCGAAUACAUCCGCCAGUGGAACUAUGGGCUUUAAACUAGUAUCGGAAGAGGGAACGGAUAUGUCGUUUGUUUUGCAUAUAGAAAAAGGAGAAAAUGGUAAAAUAGCUUAUGGAACGUUUGGUAAACCCGAUGACGCCGAUUUAUUGCUAACUGUGUCUCCUGAGGAUUUUCUGAAUGUAUAUUCGGGGAACGCAAGUGUUUCAAUGAUAACUCGCAUGAUAUUUCGUGGUCGAAUAUCUGUACGAAACUACGACCUGAACGGAGUUUCUCAUUUCUUGAACUCGUUUGAGUUCAGUUCUCAAAAAUGGAUCGAUUUUUACAAAUGGCAAGACGAACAAAAACGAAAGCAAACACAGGAGUCCGAAGACUCCAAAUCCUUCACGAGGUUCUGUAAAGGCCUCAAAGCUCUGUGUUAUAUCAAUGCGAAGUGUGGAAAUCCGCUGUGUUUUCCGUGGUCCUUCAUCGAAGAUCCUUUUUUCUAUCGAUUCAUUCAAUCCUGCAAUUCCCCCGCUGUUUCAUCGUCCUCUUCUUCUUCCUCUCUUUGCAUCCCGUUCUCCGAUUCAAUCAUUUCGCUCUUCUCUUCCCUGGACUUCGCGUCCCUCGAAGCUUUUCUUUUCCCUUUCCCUCGCAAUAAACUCGAUUUUGCUUCUCAAUUCAACCCUCAAUCCACUUCUUCUCCUGAUUCUUCUUCUUCUUCUUCCACAAACACAGCUACAGAUUCGAGUUCAAGCUCCGCUUUUAGUCCGUCCGUUCACUUUUUCCCUUUUCCUCACUAUUCUGGAUUCCAAGACCGCGCCGCCAGUUUCUUCGAUCUAUCCGAUGGGCAUCCUUCCAUGUAUCAAUGGGACGAUUUCGCCUUCACGCUGCAGAACCAGUCCUACACAAGCCUUCUCUACAAACUCUUAGUGCGUUUUUUUUUAAGUUUGGUUCAUUCGUAG
Blastocystis hominis is the source of this 1039-nucleotide messenger RNA. RefSeq lists its product as hypothetical. Lineage: Eukaryota; Bigyra; Opalinata; Blastocystidae. The record is from RefSeq and is a predicted model, not a curated record. The coding region runs from base 83 to 1039 and encodes 318 amino acids. The transcript has 5 exons.